UGCAUUCUGCAAGGGCUGCUGAACAACACGCACACAAACUUGCCCACUCAGCACACAUGUACUCGCACACAGACGUGGGACGGGACAGGACACUACAGGACUCGCUGGAAAAUGAAUCUUGUUAAGGAAAGUGUGGAAAGGACAGUCAGCCUGCAGUAUGGACUCUGAAUCUCUGGACAGCUGUAUCCAGAGCUCGCUCUCUGCUCUUUACCCUCCGUUUGAAGCCACUGCGGCCACCGUGCUGUGCCAGGUGUUAGACGUGGUCGAGACAACAUAUCGCGGAGACGGACUACGCUACAUCAUCGACUUCCUGGUGCCUGCAAAACACAUCCUACAGAGCAUUCAACAGGAUGCAUGCUUCCCAUAUUGUGGUUUCCUGUUUCGUCAUGAAGGCUGGCCACUGUGUAUCCAUGAGAAAGUCAUAAUCCAGCUUUCCACUUUGGACUGGCGUGUGUUACAGCCAAGUGACUUCUACUUGCAAGUGACACCCUCACAUAAAAGCCCCCCACGCAUCACAUUGAAGUGCUUGGCUGUUAGCGGGCAGCAUGUGGAGGAACUGGAUGUGCCGGAGUUAGCAUACACCUCUCUAUUUACCAUGGACUGGCUGGACUCCAUCAACCGGGAAAGGACUGUGGUCAGAAAAACCGCCCUGGAACACUGUCUUUUAUCGGCGGAUAAUGAUAUAUUUAGGGUACCAUGGGAGGAUAUUGUUCACCCAGAAUUUAUCAGCAGACCACCCAAAGUUACAGAACAAGGUGAAAGUAGAGGGGUGAUCAAAGAACAUGGGGACAGAGAGAGGAGAAACUCUGACAUAGAUCAGGAGGACAACCCUGAUGAUAUCGAAUGUAGGAUUUUUAUUGACACUUCCACAGACCAAUCAGGGGAGAUGGAUUGUUCAAGCAAAAAUGGUAAACUCCUCCCAGCUCUUGAAGAGGUUAAUAAAGAUAGCAGUGGGAGAAGCUCUAGCUGCACAGCGGAGGAUUCCGAGGGCGAGUAUGUAGAGCUGGCUGAUAUCUCCUUACCACGUUUUUCCCCACAAAAAGGCUCUCUCACUCAGGCCAUUAGCAUGAACUACAGAAAUCUACAUAAACCGCAAACGGCUGGACCCACUCAAUCUAAAGCUAAACCAACAGACAGUCUUUCAAAGCCGGGAGCAUGCUCGCAGAGCAUGGUAUGUGCCAUGCUGAUUGAGGAAAACCUAAAUGACACCUACCAACCUGUGAUCUUAACUCCCACUGUACCAGCUGUGGUAGAGAUUUCACAUCAACGAGUGGAGAGGCCUGAGCCCACCUGUGCAACAGGUACAGCCCACUGUGACAGUGUCUUUAAGCAUGCAUCUGAGAAAGAGUUGUUUACGCAGCACUUUGAUACUGCUUCCCUUUCUGAUAUCCCAACAUGCAAUACAUCACAACUAGACAGCAAACCAGUCAACACAUCACAACUAGAUGACAACCUAGUUAGCACAUUACUUGCAGACGACAAACCAAUAAGCAUGUCUGAACUAGACAACCAACUAGUCAGCACAUCACAACCAGACAGCAAACCAGUCAGCACAUCACAACUAGACAAUGAGGCAGUCGAAAUCUUAAAACCAGAGAACAAACUAGUGAACACAUCACAAGUAGAUGACAAACUUGUCAGCACAUUACAAGCAGACGACAAACCAGUAAGCAUAUCUGAACUGGAGAACAAACUAGUUGACACUUUACAACCAAACAGCAAACAAUUCAACACAUCACAAAUAGACAAUGAGCCAGUGAAAUCUUCACAACUAGACAACCAAUCUCAAUUAGACAACAAACUAGUCAGCACUUUAAUACCAAACUGUAGAACAGUUGAGACAUUACAACCAGAAUGUAACUUAAUUAGUGUAUCCCAACCAGACAGCGAACUGGUCAAUGUGGUCCAGCUUGAGGGCAAAGAAGUUAACAUAUUUCAACCAGUGUUACCUAGUACUUUAGAGAGUGAAUACUCAGAGCAAGCUAUUGUUGAACAACAAAUAUUUGAUCCAGCUGAAAAACAAGAAGUCAGUUCUGAAUCUAAGCAAGUGAGAGUUGACAGAGAAUUGGAAGACAGUUCUGAUCAGCAAAACAACAACUUUUCCAACUCUGAGCCUUUGACUGUCAGUAUGUCAUUACAGAAACAGACAAAUCACACAGAGUCCAGCCAAUGUCAGGUACACGCAUGCAUUCAAUCAGCACCUGAAAAGGAGCAUGUUCUUCCUGUAGACCAGUCAGUCCUUGAAUCUCCUGCUAUAAAUAACGACCACCAGACAUUUAGUGAUGGUGGCUAUAACAAAGAGAAAUCUGGUGACUGUAUUGCCAGUGCUCUGGAGGAAGGUGGGCCUGUUUUGGCUAGUCUGCAAAGGAAACAGGUAGUCUUCGCCUCUGUCACCACAGAGCCUGAGGAGAAUCUGGUUGCAACAUUUUCCCAGGAUCAGGUGAGGACAGAGCCCUCUGAGAACCAAAUAACAACAAAGGUAGAAAUCCAAAAAGUUGAAGUUUGCCAAACAAAGAAAGAACAUGUAGAUAUAGAAGUGGAUGAGUCAUCUUGCAAGGAGGCAGAAAAGGUGGAAAUUAAAAGCAGUAUAGUAACAGAAAGAACAACAGAGAGAGAUAUAGUUGCAAUUAGUACUGCAAAGGAAGUUAAGACAGCUCAAACAGGUCUGGUUGAUACCACACCCAAGUCUGACUUUACAUCAACAAGUAUUCAAGUUCACAAGGAGGGAAGCACCAACGUUGGGACAGACACUGAUAUUGAAAAGAACAGGGGGGAUAAAGAGGCAGCAGACGAGGGAAGUGGUGUGACCUCAAGCUCAGAGGUGAUUGGGGUCAGUACUGUGACAUGCCCUGUGGUUGUGAAUGAGCCUGAGGCCAUAGUGCCAAACUAUUCCGAAAAUAGAGUUGAGUCAGCAUGCCUUCAAGUCCCUGAUCCAGCCUCAGAGGUGCCAAACACAAAUGGACACACACACCCAGAGCAAAUGGACACACACACUCAUGACACACUGGUGAAGGGAGAUGACACACCCACUGCAGAAGGAGGGCAAAAAAGAGAGGAGGAGAGAAAGAUGGAAGAGAAUGUAAGGAGGGAUGAGGAUGGGAUUACUUCCUCUGUGAAUGGCUCUCCAGCAGAGCAUCAACAGCAAACAGACAUGGAGUCCCAUUACCAUCAGCAGAAGGAGCAAGCAUGCGUUCAGGCAGUAGACAGCAUCGAUUGCAACCUGUCUGCUACUCCUUUGCUAGCUAAGAGCCAUAGGGAAGUCCCCUCAGCAGCUCCUUUACCACCACCAGCAAUCUCCCAGAGGACCCAGCCUGCUCUGAGUGAAACACACGGCAUCAAUGCUCAAGUCUUGAGCUCAGGAGUGCUCUGUCUGCCUGGAACAAGAGAUAAAUCAGGGCAUGCACUUAUGACAGUGACAAUGAGGAACACUAUCUGGUUAAAUCCUAACUGCAACAGUGGAGAGCUGGUGCGGAUCAUGGUCUACUUCUACACCACACUCAGGAAGGAAGUUAGUGCCCUAGGUUUGACUGUCCUGGUGGAUGCCCGUAGGUGUUCUCUUGUCCCUGCUCUCUUUAAAGCCUUCAACAUCCUCCAGGAAGCCUUGCCUGGAUGCAUUCAUACAGUACUGCUGCUGGCUGACAGAGAUCUGGCUCUACGCAUGGAAAAAGCUUACUCUUUUCAGGUGGAGCUGUUAACGUCAAUGAAAUCUCUUCAUAAACACGUGGACAUUGCUCAUCUUCCCACUGAGUUUGAUGGCACCUUCCCUUAUUCCCACAGCAGCUGGGUCACUUUCAGAAUGAGGUUGGAGCAAUUGACCAGGCAUUGUGAGGAUGCUGUAAACCUGCUUCAGAACAGCAUCAGCAAGCUGGAGUCCACAGUGCUGCCACCUACAGCAGAGGAGGCUGAGAUCUUGUUGAAUAAGUACAGAGAAUUGAUGAGGAGUGUUCUGGACGACAGCAGGUUGGUGCGGCUUCAGCUGGAGGGAGGAGCUGCUUUGUCACGUCUGCGAAAGGAAGAGACCAGUGUCAGCCUCACCGAGGACUACAGAGAUGCCAUCGAGAGUGCAGGGCAUCUGUAUAACCAAGUGGAUGAGCUGGUUCACAAGCUUGUGAUGCUGUCCAACAAAUGCACACAGGAACUGGAAUUCAUCAUGGAGUUUAAGAUCCUGGAAGAGGGAUUCAGAGAGGUGAGUCAGUGGAUAGACGAGGUGGGGGAGACCCGUCUGCAGACACUCGGUGAACUUGAAGAUUCCUUGGAGCAGCUACAUCAUAAACAGACCCUCUUCAAAGAUUUUUACGCGGCCGCAUAUGAGCACUGUAAGAGCGGUGAAGCUCUCCUCAAGCGUUUGGAGAAGUGGGAAGACAUCUCCUCUUCAGAGCUUCAGGUCUAUGAGGUGAAAGUACGCUCCUUUUGGGUACACCUGCACGACUUCUCCCAGCGAGUGGAAGACACCAAAGACAAAAUUGACAAGACUGUUCGACUCUACGAGUUCUUUGACAAGGCAUAUGAAUGGGCACUAGAGGGCAUGCGUCAUUUGGCAUGUGUUAGCAUGGAAGACUGUGGCAUGACUGAGAAGUGCCAGAGCGUGAUCACAUGUUUGGAGACCUAUCACAGUCAGCAUCCUCCAAUUCCAGACUCUCGGUUCCAGGAGAUGAAGGACCUUGCCGGGGAGCUGAGGAGCGAACAAGGACUCAAGCAAUGGAAGUUCGCCUGGUCCAAGUGUCAGGAGACCAAGCAGAUGUUUGAGAAAAAGCUGGAGAUAGCCCUUCGUUCUCGCCGUGAGAGUGACUCAAGAUCGGUGAGCGGCGCUUCUUCCCGGCGGAACUCACAGAUUAGUGCCAAAGGUCAAGAGCGUAGCAGUAGCAUCUCCUUCUCAUGUCGUAAAGCAUUCGGUGUAGGCUGGGGCCGAGAAAGACUUUCCUCUCAUUCAAGCUCAUCCUCAACACCCGGCAGCCCUUCAGGCAUUCGUCUGGACACCUGUGACUCUAUCCGAACCCCCACAGGAAGCCCCUAUAGCACGGAGCAUAGAAUACCCCACAGUACCCCCAUCAGAUCCAACAGGUUGACACGCAGUGUCUCUACAGAUGAGGCUCCUCAACGUCCACAACCGGAAGGGCAAGCAUCUGCUUCCUCAUCCUCCACGAGCCCAAACAUUUCUUCUAUGGAACCAAAUCGCAGGGUUCUGCGGAAGACUCAAAGCUUUGAUACGGGCGGUAGCGAAAGUGGAUCGCGUUACGGGACUUGUCAACGAACUCUGAGCGAACCUGCACGAAGAGGGAACACGGGUGUGUUUAUUAAGGGCCUAGAGGUGAGCAGCACUGAGGUGAUCGAUCGGCCGUACAGUCCGCGGCUGCCGCCCAUGCACGGGUGGUCUUCUUUCGAUUCACAACACAGUGGGAGUCCCGCACUAGAACCACGCAGCAAGGGCAGUAAACUUCGUCACAUUGUGGAUGAGAUGGUUACAACAGAGCGGGAAUAUGUGCGUUCUCUGCGGUACAUCAUUGACAACUAUUUCCCUGAGAUGGAGCGCGCCGACCUGCCGCAGGACUUGCGUGGAAAGCGCAGCGUCAUCUUCGGGAACCUGGAGAAGCUGGUUGAUUUCCACAGCCAAUAUUUCCUUAAAGAGCUGGAGAGCUGCUGUAACCACCCACUGCGCGUCAGCCACUGCUUCCUACGACAUCAAGACCAGUUCAGCCUAUAUGCCUUGUACAGCAAAAACAAGCCAAAGUCAGAUACGCUUCUGGCCAGCCAUGGAAACAGCUUCUUUAGGCAUAAACAGCUAGAAUUGGGAGAUAAAAUGGACCUGGCGUCAUACCUGCUGAAGCCCAUCCAGCGCAUGAGUAAGUACGCCCUGCUGCUCAAAGACCUGAUCAAAGAAGUGAGCGAGGUCCAGGAGCAGGAGCUAGCAUGCCUACGUGCCGCCACAGAAAUGGUCAAAUUUCAGCUUCGCCAUGGCAACGAUCUACUUGCCAUGGAUGCCAUCAGAGACUGUGAUGUGAAUCUGAAGGAACAGGGCCAAUUGGUUCGUCAGGACGAGUUCACGAUUUUGUACGGCAGAAAGAAGUGCCAAAGACACGUGUUUCUGUUUGAAGACCUAGUGUUGUUUAGCAAACCCAAACGGAUAGAGGGAGGUCUGGAUGUUUACAUAUACAAACAUUCUUUUAAGACAGCAGAUGUGGGUAUGACAGAGACGUCGGGUGAUAAUGCUCUGAGGUUUGAGAUCUGGUUCCGCAGGAGAACUUCAAAAAACCAGGCCUAUAUUCUCCAGGCCAGCACUGGUGACAUCAAACACGCUUGGACUUCAGACAUCGCACGGAUACUGUGGCAACAGGCCACACGAAAUAAAGAAAUUCGAAUGCAAGAGAUGGUCUCAAUGGGGGUGGGAAAUAAACCCUUCCUGGACAUUAAACCCAGUGAUGCUGCUAUCAAUGACAGAGCCAUUGAUUACAUUAUGAAAGGCAGAGGGGCUAGAACGCGAGCCUCCAUUGCUGUCUCUCUUUUUGACCACUCAAAUCCAUUCAAACGGGCUGCGGUUAACACGCCUGUUAGUGGGACCCCAGUGGCCGGUGGCCCAUCUUCUUCCACGUUGCUGGGGCCGUUGAACCUUCACAUGUACAACAGCCAGAGCCUGCUAGGAGGAGAGAGACCACUCAUCAGCCCCUGCAUCGAAGAGGAUGAACUGGAGCAUGAGACUAGCAGUCAGCCAUCUAUGACUACAGAGAGCUCGGGUUCGUCGUCUCACUGUCUGUCUGGAAGCGGCUCGAGUGGCUCGGACAGUGGAUGUGUGUCCAGUCACCUGCCGGAGGCUCUGUCAGAGGAGCCAAGCUCACCAUGUGACUCCUCGUGCUAUUCCUCCAUCACUUCUCCCACACAAGAGAAACCCUGCUUCAACAGCCAGUACAUCUCAGCGGGAGGUGCUCAGGUGAUAGGUCCCUCUACUAUAGUGUGAGCUCAGUAACCACUGCUGCAGUUUAAUAUCUUGCCUGAGAAUGGGACGACCACGUUACCACGCAGAAGAGGAAUACAGAGCUACUAUUUAUUGUUCCUGUUGAGUUGCUCAAAAUAGCACUGUUUCUUUCUUAAGCCACUUUUAAGUUUAAUUAAGCUUUUAUAUAAAUUUAAAGAUGAUCUAUAAAGCUGAAUAAAUAUUCUUGUAUUUAUCUUAUUUUCUGAUGUUUAGAGCAGUAGUGUUCUUUGCUGUAUUAUUAACUGUAAAUAAUUACCGUAGUAAUGUACAUUAUACUUUUUAGUUAAGCAGUUCCCACUGUUUUUUGUUGCCCACGGUGCUGCAGAUUGAUUUUGAGACGAUAGGCUUUGAUGGUUAAAUUUCUAAUCAUUUCACUAAAGUUAUGUUUAAAGCAUUUGCAAAGCGGUGCUGUAGAAUAUCUGUGUUCUUCUGUUUAGUAUUUCCAUAAAAUCUGACCUGUGGUCAGUUGGUUCAGUUUAGUGUUAACAUGCAGUGGAGUCCUGUGCCUCUCUGGCUUAUGAUCUCUGUUCUGAUCCAGAAUCAGAGCAUUGACUAUCCUAAGACUGACCUUGGGUCAGCUCAGCCCUACGUACAUUGCUACUCCUACAGUAGGUGCUGGGUUCUGCUGCUGCCUGUUUGGAGAGAUGUUUUUUUAUUUCAGUUCUGUUCUGUUAUUUACAUUAAUGGGUAAAACAAAAUGUAGAUUUUUUGUAAAUAUUUGCACCAUUGGUGCUUUGAGGACAUAACGUUUAGGAAGUACUGGACUGUGCUACGUUUUACAUGUAUAAAGGAACACUAAAGUGCCAUUCUUUGUCACCAAUAACACAACAAACAAAAAAACAUACAAAUAUGCUACAAGUUCCACUGUAAGUUGGAGCAUGAAUGUGUACUCAUGUGUUUCUUUUUUCAUCCUAACAAGUUCCCACACAAGUAAUAAAGAUGGAUUGAGUUGUACUGAAAA
Messenger RNA from Paramisgurnus dabryanus, 7928 nucleotides. It is a transcript of the gene plekhg4, whose product is annotated as pleckstrin homology domain containing, family G (with RhoGef domain) member 4. The record is from RefSeq and is a predicted model, not a curated record. Gene Ontology annotation, molecular function: guanyl-nucleotide exchange factor activity. Lineage: Eukaryota; Metazoa; Chordata; Actinopteri; Cypriniformes; Cobitidae.